AUGUUAUAAACAAUAUAAGCUAUAUUCGGACUCUUUGUGUUGCUAAAGAUUUUCUAUUAUUUUAUAAUGCUUUUUUUAAAGUGCUUUGGUAUAGUAAAAUGGGAAGAUGAGACACCACAAGAAUAAAGUUAGUUAUAACAAUAGGAAGCAUAAAAUACAUUAAUAGCUCAAAAUUAGUAAUAAGAGAUUUAAGGGAAGAAAGAGAAUGAAAAAACAAAGAAGAAUAAAUCAAGUAAACAAAAAAAGUAGGAAAAGGCACAAAAAAAUAAGUAGGAAAAAAAGGAUGAGGGAAUAAAGAAAAAAUAAGAUGAAUAAUAAUAAAUGGUUAGUUAAAAAUAAAUUGUUACUUAAUAAUAAAUAGAGUUUCACAGAUUGGAAAUGCAACGAUUGUAGGAUUUAAAAAGAAUAGAGGAAACCUUACGUCAAGAAUAAAAAAAGGAAAUUGAAAGAUAAGUUUAAUUAAAACUUGAAGAAUUGACUAAUAAGUUGUAAAAUAAGUAGCCAGCAAAAAAGCAAUAAUAAAAAAAAAGUAAAAGAUGAG
Messenger RNA from Paramecium sonneborni, 541 nucleotides. The record is from the annotation of a GenBank genome assembly. Lineage: Eukaryota; Ciliophora; Oligohymenophorea; Peniculida; Parameciidae.